Molecule: messenger RNA, 970 nt
Organism: Pichia membranifaciens NRRL Y-2026
Lineage: Eukaryota; Fungi; Ascomycota; Pichiomycetes; Pichiales; Pichiaceae
Exons: 1
Coding region: 170-802 (210 amino acids)
Biological process (GO): iron-sulfur cluster assembly
Cellular component (GO): cytoplasm; mitochondrion
Molecular function (GO): 2 iron, 2 sulfur cluster binding
Source: RefSeq, a predicted model, not a curated record
CUUCUUCCUGCGGCGUGUGGUAUUAGGGCUCGCUGUACCUUUGAUAGUACUUUGGUGAACCAACACAGUCUCUAAAAGAACAAACUAGCAUACACUAAACGUAUUUGCUUUGAAAUACAACAGAACACUAGAGAAGAACCGGAUUUAUAAGAAAAAAAUAGAAACAAAAAUGCUCAAUCGUAUAACCUUUGGCAGACCAAUAUUAAGACACGCUCUUGCUAACUACCGUCUUCUCAACACAUCGAGGGCAGUCAAGAACCCUUCGGUGGGGAUGACUGCGGCCUCGCAGAACUCGACGCUGGUGUCCCACCCGGUUUCAUCGUACUCCUCUGCCGCCACAGAGUCUGCCUCCCCUGCCCCAAAGAAGUGGGCCAGACACGUCAUAUCAUCCAAGCCGCAAGCGGAGUUGAACAACACCGAGAAGCAGACGUCGGCGGAGAAGCCUAAACGCCGGAAGAGAAGAACGUUGAAGCCAUUGAAGGCUCCGAUCACGUUGACUCCUAACGCUAAAGCUCACCUACGUGCGCUCAGCACGGGGCCGAACCCAAAGUUGAUCAGAAUCUCCGUGCGUAAUAGAGGAUGCUCCGGAUUGACGUACCAUUUAGAGUACGUUGACAAGCCCGAGAAGUUUGACGAGAUUGUUGAGCAGGACGGCCUUAAGGUGGUGAUUGACUCCAAGGCCUUGUUCAGCAUAAUAGGAUCCGAGAUGGACUGGGUGGACAAUAAGCUGAGCAGCAAAUUUGUGUUCAAGAACCCAAAUUCCAAGGGUACCUGUGGCUGCGGUGAGUCGUUCAUGGUGUGAUGACCCCUUAUCUGCAUUCACUUCCACUAUGGCACGCCACAGCAUGUUAAGACUCUGCGCUUGAAUACGAACUCGACCCCGCCUUCCUUUUCCUAUACUGCGUAUAUAUUGAUUAUAUAGGGUAUAUGAUACGAUAAAAUCUUUUCUAAGUAAUACAUUAUUACAUAC